This is a messenger RNA of Cheilinus undulatus (humphead wrasse), 1932 nucleotides long. RefSeq names its product vang-like protein 2. The transcript has 8 exons. Lineage: Eukaryota; Metazoa; Chordata; Actinopteri; Labriformes; Labridae. Gene Ontology annotation, cellular component: plasma membrane. Bases 299 to 1879 code for a protein of 526 amino acids. Gene Ontology annotation, biological process: Wnt signaling pathway, planar cell polarity pathway; establishment of planar polarity; multicellular organism development. The record is from RefSeq and is a predicted model, not a curated record.
UGAGCGUGGACAGAGCGGACUGAUGCGAGUUUGGAGAAAGUGAAUGUGGAGCAUUCAGCGGCACUUUAGUUGGAAACGCUGGGCUCUUUGUGCAGCGGACUGCAGCUUUAUCCUCUGUUGAAGAAAGGCCUCCAAAAUAGAUUCCCUCAGGAGUAAAGUGGACUUGCUGCGCCUCCCUCUGCCCCUCUCCUCCAAGUCCAUCAGCGAGCGCAAGAGCCAGCUGGGCGUGGUGUGGGAGAAAGGCGGCGGUUCGGGGGCAGCAGGGGCUUGGAAAGCCCGCCCACCGCCAGCCUCAGACAUGGAUAACGAUUCGAUGUACUCGGGUUACUCUUACAAGUCGUCCCACUCAAGGAGCUCCCGUAAACACAGGGAGAGGAGGGACAGACAUCGCUCAAAGAGCCGUGAUAUCAACUUACGUGGGGACAAAUCGGUGACGAUCCAGGCUCCUGGAGAGCCACUUAUGGACGCAGAAUCCACAAGAGGAGACGACAGGGAUGACAACUGGGGCGAGACGACCACUGUGGUCACAGGCACCUCCGUGGACAGUGUCUCCAAUGAAGACUUGACACAGAUCAGGAAGGAUCUUGAAGACUCUUCACCAUUAGACUGCCGCCGUUACCUCAGCCCAGUAUUAGGCGCCAUCUUGGGUCUCUUUGCUCUGCUCACUCCCCUGGCCUUCCUAGCUCUCCCACAGCUUCUGUGGCGGGACACGCUCGAACCCUGUGGUACACCGUGUGAAGGCCUUUACAUUUCUCUAGCCUUUAAGCUCCUUAUUCUCCUCAUCUCCACCUGGGCGCUGUUUCUACGCCCGCAAAGAGCCACCCUGCCACGUUUCUUCAUCUUCCGCUGUCUGCUGCUGGCGCUAGUCUUCCUCUUCGUGGCGUCUUACUGGCUCUUCUAUGGGGUGCGGGUGCUGGACUCCAAGGAGACGGACUACAGGGGGAUUGUGGGAUAUGCAGCCUCUCUUGUGGAUGCGUUGUUGUUCAUUCAGUACCUGGCUCUGGUGCUGCUGGAGGUCCGACAUCUGCAGCCUGAAUUCUGUCUAAAGGUGGUGAGGACUGCUGAUGGCGCCAGUCGCUUCUACAAUGUGGGAUGUCUCAGCAUUCAGCGUGCAGCAGUUUGGGUUUUGGACCAGUACUACAGUGACUUCCCGGUCUAUAACCCUGCUCUUUUUAACCUGCCCAAGUCCAUCCUCUCCAAGAACAUGUCUGCAUUCAAAGUCUACAGUCUGGGAGAAGAGAACAGCACCAAUAAUUCCACAGGUCAAUCCAGAUCCAUGAUCGCAGCGGCUGCUCGGAGAAGAGAUAACUCCCACAACGAGUACUACUACGAAGAGGCAGAGUUGGAGCGGAGGAUCCGCAAACGCAAGGCCAGGCUGGUGGUGGCAGUAGAGGAAGCCUUCACCCACAUCAAGCGUCACCAGGAUGAAGAAGCAAUUGUGUCUUCCCCAAAACACCCACGGGAGCUGAUGGACCCCAGGGAGGCAGCCCAGGCAAUCUUCGCCCCCAUGGCGAGGGCCAUGCAGAAGUACCUCCGCGCCACCAGGCAGCAGUCCUACCACAGCAUGGAGAGCAUCAUUAACCACCUGCAGUUUUGCAUCUCUCAUAACAUGACCCCCAAGGCAUUCCUUGAGCGUUACCUAAGCCCUGGUCCUACCCUCCAGUACCUCGACACCAGCAGGGGGCGCCAGUGGACACUAGUGAGCGAGGAACCAGUGACGUCUUCUCUGAGACAGGGCCAAGUGUUUUCCCUCAGACGCCUUGACUUCUCUCUGGUGGUCACAGUGACGCCCCUCCCCUUCCUACGUCUGAGCGAGGAGUUUAUCGACCCCAAAAGCCACAAGUUUGUCAUGAAGCUUCAGUCAGAAACAUCUGUGUAGGCGAAGAAACUGACCUACUUCUGCUGAAGAGACACUACACAGUUACAUCUUUU